GCCGCCCCUUCCGCCAUGGCGGGCGCGCUGGGUGGGAUGUUCGGCUCCCAGGCUCCGGGGCCGCCGCCGCCGGGGCCGCCCGGCCCGCCCGGCCUCAUCCCGCCGCCCGCGGGACCGCGCAACCCCAACAACACGCUGGUGGACGAGCUGGAAGCCUCCUUCGAGGCCUGCUUCGCCUCGCUGGUGAGCCAGGACUACGUGAACGGCACGGACCAGGAGGAGAUCCGCACCGGUGUUGAUCAGUGCAUCCAAAAGUUUCUGGAUGUUGCAAGACAAACUGAAUGCUUUUUUCUACAAAAAAGACUGCAGCUAUCAGUCCAGAAACCAGAACAAGUAAUUAAAGAGGAUGUUUCAGAAUUAAGAAAUGAAUUGCAGAGAAAAGAAGCAUUAAUUCAGAAGCAUUUGAGUAAACUGCGACACUGGCAGCAGGUCCUGGAAGACAUCAGUGUGCAGCACAAAAAGCCUGCAGAAAUGCCUCAAGGUCCAUUAGCUUACCUAGAACAAGCAUCUGCGAAUAUUCCUGCUCCAAUGAAGCAAACAUAAUCUUGAAUUUUACACAGCUCAAUAUUUUAAAAGCAUUCUUUGUAUGCUUUCUGUAUAAUGUAAUUUGUACUGCAAAUAUAGUUAAAACAAUUAAGCCAAAUAAAUUAUCUUUUAUUACAAAA
Messenger RNA from Corvus hawaiiensis (hawaiian crow), 665 nucleotides. It is a transcript of the gene MED28, whose product is annotated as mediator complex subunit 28. Gene Ontology annotation, cellular component: mediator complex. Bases 16 to 543 code for a protein of 175 amino acids. The record is from RefSeq and is a predicted model, not a curated record. Lineage: Eukaryota; Metazoa; Chordata; Aves; Passeriformes; Corvidae. The transcript is spliced from 4 exons.